Molecule: messenger RNA, 819 nt
Organism: Cryphonectria parasitica EP155
Lineage: Eukaryota; Fungi; Ascomycota; Sordariomycetes; Diaporthales; Cryphonectriaceae
Product: t-SNARE
Exons: 1
Coding region: 1-819 (272 amino acids)
Biological process (GO): intracellular protein transport; vesicle fusion; exocytosis
Cellular component (GO): plasma membrane; SNARE complex; endomembrane system
Molecular function (GO): SNARE binding; SNAP receptor activity
Source: RefSeq, a predicted model, not a curated record
AUGGCCCCGUUGGCGCAGGGCGCCGCCUCCCCUGGAGGCAGCCCGGUCAACGUCCUGAACGAGAUUAGCGAUAUCAACAAGGGCCUGGAGAGGAUCAAGCAGAACCUUCAGCAGCUGCGGAUGCUCCAGGAUCGCUCUCUCAACGAGACUGACUCAAGCUCUGGCACCUCCCGCCAGGUCGAUGACCUCUCCGCCACCACCAUGUCCGACUACAGAGGACUCGUCCAGCGCGUGCGCGAGCUGAAGAGCAACAGGGAUGCCCAGACAUACAAGGGCCAGGUCGAUCGUGUUGACCGUGCCCUCAAGGAUACGAUCCAGCAGUACCAGCAGGUCGAGGCCGACUUCCGUCGCAAGAUGCAGGGUCAGAUGGAGCGACAGUACCGUAUCGUGCGACCGGACGCCGACGCCAACGAGGUCCGCGCCGCCGUUGAGGACAUGUCGGCGGGUGGCCAGCAGGUCUUCCAGCAGGCCAUGAUGCAGAGCAACCGCCAGGGCCAGGCCCGUGCCGUGCUGAACGAGGUGCAGAACCGACACCAGGAGCUGCUCAAGAUUGAGCAGCAGAUGACCGAGCUGGUGCAGCUCAUCCAGGAUCUCGACACCUUGAUCAUCCAGCAGGAGCCCAUGGUGCAGCAGAUUGAUGAGCACGUCGAGAAGACCCAGGAGGACCUGAAGGAGGCCAACGUGCAGCUCGAUGUCGCCGUCGACACUGCCAGGAAGACGCGCAGGAAGAAGUGGAUCUGCUGUGGUAUUGUUGGUAAGUUGCUGCUGCCCCCCGGAGACAUUUGCCUUGAGGCCACUCCCCCCUUUUCUGAAACUUAA